CAGUCAAUGAAGCAGCGUCAUGUCUUAGGGGACAAGGUAGGCAUCCUCUCUGCGUCACAGAGGCGUCACCCCCCACCUUUUAAGUCUGUCCAUGCUCCGUCUGGCAGCCUCCCUGACAAACAGUAUCACCAACUGACUCAUAAGCUGUUACCUAAACACAAACUAUGCAGAUGUUCUUUUGCUGAAAUUAAGAAUGUAACUUUUAAUUAAAGACUUUAGACAUUUGAAGUCCAACCCCAAACUGUAAACACAAGUUUUUUUGAGCUAUGUCAGAGGACAAAUGUGAACGAAGCAGCUGUUUCCCCGUGCAGGUUUGUUUGGCAUUGCUUUGUUGUUAAUGAGAUAAACUCUUACGUCUUCAGCUAAACCUGUUUGAGGACCAGCGGGAUCAUCGGUCAAAUCCCCAUAAGAGCAGACUGGGACAGAGCAGAGGUCUAUACAUGCGCGCACACUAAAGUAGUGGAGGCGAUGCAACGGAUGGACCCUACACUCAACAGCUUUGACAAAUGAUACCAACAGCUGAUUGACACUACUUGCAGAUAAAAGCCUGAAUUCUGGUUCAAAAGUAACGAAGAGCAACAUCGCCGACUUGUCCUGGACUUUGAAAGAGUCUUGAAAACGGCACUUGCUACACCGCACAAACGACAUCAGCACAAGACAGCUCUUAAAAAAUGGAUUCCCUAAUGUCGCUUGGCGCUCCUCUGAAGCAGUUCACCAGCUGUGUGUCAGGCAAGAAACCCCCCGCCAAGAGAGGGGCCAAGGAGAGCCAGCCUGUCCGCAGGAGCAGCUUCAGCCGCAGGAAGAGCGUCAGUAGGAGGAGAAGCCUUCCCUGUAGCAGCCAGAAGGUCCCGGACUCCUGGCUCAGGAUGUACCAGGCUGAGCUGAAGAGAGAAAGGAAACGACAGCAAGCCAUACUGGCCAAGAAGAACGCAGAGAGGACAGUGAGAAGGACUCACUUCAGAAGCCACCACUGCCUCCCGAGGAAGACCACCGCUGCCAGAAAACCAGCCCCAGUGAAGGACGAUUCCUUCUUCGGAGCCUUCCAAGGCCUCAGUCUGGAUGAACUGCUGGGAGGCAGCAGUGGAUCUCCUGCUGUCUCUGUGUCAGCAGGUGGUGGAGAUCAGUGCAAAGUCAUGUGAGACCUCACAUUUAAGGACAAUCAAACUGUAAAUAUUCUCAUGCAUGAGAGACUUGAAGGACAAAAGGGCUCAUGGUGGAAAGGUGAUUUGCAAAUGACACGGAGGCUCACACCUUAUAACCCAAGAAAAGGCAGAAAGGCACUUAAUUGUUAUACUGUUUUCAUUUCUUUAGAUUUUUUUUCUUUUAGAAAAGUUAAUAUUGCUUAUUCGUAAUUCUCUGAUGAUUGUACUCUGUAUUACUCUUUGUACAGUUUCUGUCUACUUGUUUUUGUGAAAUAUGACUGUUAUAAAAUUGAGCAAAUCUGACACAUUGGUCUUGAAUAACUACAAUUUUAUUGAUCCAGCGUUGUCACUCCUGAGCUGCUUUCAUUGUGUGGACUUAUUUGAAAUCCAAAGCAGGAACUUAACAGGUAAAACAAUUUUAUUCAACAUAAAUAGAAAAUUAUGUGCAGCAAACACCAGUCAGGUGUUUUUAAUGACAGUAUUUUAAUGAAUACAUAUAAAACAUGCAGAACUAAGACAUUAAAUGUAAAUCCUGCAUUUGUACUGUGGAAUAUUUUCUGUGAAUUGGUGGACGGUCCAGAAAUCUGUUCCUGUUCUGCUUUGAUCUGAGAGCACGUCAAGGUUGUGUGUGUGUAUGUGGUCAGCAUAGUACUGGCAUGUCAAGUAUCUGUAAUACAACCAGAUCCCCAAUAACAGUAACGCCACAUACCUUUAGAACUCACCCCUCACAUCUAGCUAUAGCUACCUAUCUAAUGUUUCUUCACGUUAGACUCUGCUCUUUAGACCACUGUAAUGUAGGCUUGUUCGGACCAAGCUUUAUUUAGUUAUAAAAACAAAAAGAAAAAAACAAUGACAAACCACAUUUUUCUCAUCAGUUACAGAACUGUAAGAUGCAGCAUUUCUCUUUCUUACAUGAGGAGAGUAUGAUCUCUGGGUCCAGAUCACAAAUAUGUACAUUAGAAAAACCAAGUACAAAACUAUGUUUG
Molecule: messenger RNA, 2128 nt
Organism: Epinephelus moara (kelp grouper)
Lineage: Eukaryota; Metazoa; Chordata; Actinopteri; Perciformes; Serranidae
Exons: 4
Coding region: 672-1139 (155 amino acids)
Source: RefSeq, a predicted model, not a curated record